UGUAAACUAGGAACUGUGCUUGCUUACCGCUUCGUUGUUCAAAAAUUUCAGUUAUCGAGUAAGCGGUAAGCGUGGAAGUUAGUGUUUGUGAUCAAAGUUGUGAUUUAAUUUAAAUAAUGUCUGAAAAAGAAUCAUUCAAAAUAGGAUCCCUCGUUUGGGGCAAAAUGAAAGGAUUUCCUCCUUGGCCUGGAAAAAUAGUAGAACCUGGUCCUGACAUGAAGAUACCAACAUCUAAAAAGAAUUUUCUCUGCGUUUAUUUCUUUGGUUCUAAGAAUUACGCACUCCUUGAACCAACCGCCAUAAAACCCUAUGAAGAGUUCAAAGAUACUUGCAGCAAAGCAAAUAAAUCGGCUCCAUUCCGUGAAGCCAUUGAAGCAAUCGAAAACUACAUUAAAAAUGGAGAUGAAGGAACCGUCAAUGGCAUCCAGGAAACUAGCGAAGAUUUAUUCGACCAAAUAAAAAAUACUCCUGAAAGUUUGAAGCCGAAACGAAAGAAGAAAUCAACCGCCGCAACGCCAUCAACACAGAAGAAAGAAUCUGCUUCGGAAAGUGGCGCCGAAACACCAGCCGAAGAAAAUGGACCCGUCAAAAAGGCCAAACUUCUCGAUGACGAUGAGUAUCCCACUCAGAUAUUAGCCAAUCACAAUAAAGGAACUCCGCGGAAAUACCAGACUUUAUUAGACAGACCGUCGAGUUUAAUUCAACCGGAAGUCCAGCCAAUCGAUGUUAGUAAAGUCUCGGAAACGCUGAAAGAAAAAAAUAUAUCACCUUCGAAAUUGAAAUUCGGUUUUCUCGGCUUGGGUAACAUGGGUAGCGGAAUUCUGAAAAAUUUACUGAACUCCGGGCAUCAGGUUACAAUUUGGAAUCGUACUCCUGAAAAGUGCACUGAAUUCGAAAAAGCUGGUGCGCAAAUUGGAACUACCCCUUCUGAUGUGAUUGAAGCCUCCGAUAUAACUUUUUCGUGUGUUGCGAAUCCUCAAGCUGCUAAAGAAAUGGUUUUCGGAAAUUGCGGAGUCUUAUCUGAAAUGGGUCCAAGCAAAAGUUACGUCGAAAUGACUGGUAUCGAUGCAGAAACAUCGCAAGAUAUUGCAGAGGGCAUUACUGGCAAAGGAGGCCGUUAUUUGGAAGCGCAAAUGCAAGGCAGCAAAGUUGAAGCCGAAGAAGGCACUUUAGUAAUUCUCGCAGCUGGUGAUAAAUCGCUGUUCGACGAAUGCCAAUCUUGUUUCAUAGCUAUGUCAAAAAAUUCUUUCUAUUUAGGUGAAGUCGGAAACGCUUCAAAAAUGAAUUUAGUGCUGCAACUUAUGCAAGGUAUUACGCUAGCCGGACUUGCCGAAGGUAUGGCUCUAGCAGAUCGUGCAGGUUUACAACAAAAAGACGUUCUGGAAAUAUUAUCAUUAACGUCUUUAGCCUGCCCAGCAUUGAUCGAUAAAGGCAAUUAUAUGAUUUUGGGAACGUUUAAUACGAAUAUGCCGCUGCAACACCUACAAAAAGAUAUGAAAUUAUCGAUAAUGCUUGGAGACCAAGUAGAACAACCAUUGCCUUUAACAGCUUCAGCGAACGAAGUUUUCAAACAUGCCAAAAAGCUCGGAUACGGCCAUCACGAUGUUUCAGCUGUUUAUAUUAGGGCUAGAUUUUAGCCUGAGUUUCAUUCGUUCGUUUUUAUAUGUUUGUUAUUUUUUUUCUUUGAAAAUAGUCGAUUGAAAAAAAAAGUGUGUUUUCAACGAAGUCGCAGGUUCAAGGCGCGACGUAAUGAAUGAAAUUUGUACGAUAUAUUUAAAUGUUGAAAAAUAAUCUUGUAUAAUACAAUAUUACUGUAUUUAGAGCUGUUUUAUAAUGAGAAAUAAUUGCCCAAGUAUGAUAUAGUCUCUCAUAUGAACCAUUUUUUUUUUUUAAAUUUAAUUUUUGAUCAAGCGUUCUUUUUUACGCUGAGGAAUUCAAUUUUUAUUGUAAUAUUUUUCUUUUUCAAGUUGAAGUUUUAGUUGUAUCUGAAAAUUAGAUUUGACAUUUUGUUUCUUCUUCAUAUUUUUUUUCUUCUGUAUUCAACGAUUGUUUAUAUGGUGUAAUUUUUAUUUGAUUUUUUUUUUCCUUCAAAUAACGAACAUCGUGUACAUGAUGCAUACAUAUUUAAGAAAUUAUUUUUCUAAUGUACAUUUACGUAUUGUGGUGUCAUCGCCUGUAAUACUAAAUGAUUUUUUGAAAGAAUCGUUAGACAAGCCACGUAACACGUGUUUACCUGUAAAGUGCACCGAUUCUUUUGCUAAUCUAAGAAAACGAGUUUACUUACUCUUUAUUUUGUAAAUUACUUAAUGAUAUAAGUUAAAUAAUUAAUCAUGUAAACAAAAAACGGUAUCGAGAUGUGGCGAUUUGAACGCUUUAUAAAAAUUUAUUAAAUUUAUUCUCGUGCAAUUAUAAAGAUGUAAGGUUCUCCCUUCUCUGGUUUUAGUGUUGGUAUUUUUCUCUCUCCCAAAUACGUUUUUAUUUAGAUCAUAUCGUUAUGGACUAACGAAUAAGAUGAUUAUUACGAUGUGCAAAAUUGAUUAUAUAUUUUAGCAAAUGAGACGAUUUUUGUAUUUCAAUGUAAUUUUACGUACCAUUAAUGAAUAUACAUAAAUUCGCUUGCAAUCAUGUACCUAGCUGUUUUUGUUUUUAAAUGGGUAGCUAACCUAAUGCGUGGACUGUGUUGGGGAAAAAAUUGUGCAGAAUUUUAAAAACUUACGCGUUUAGAGACGAUGCGAUUUAAUAAUAAUAAAAUUUUGACUAAAUAAUUUUUGAGCGAGAAUUGAUGUUUUGAUUGAUUUCGUUGUGUCGUUGACGUAUAUUUGUUUAAAUAGCAAUCUUUUCGUAUCGUUGUGUUGUUUUCUUUUUCUUUUUCUUUUUCAAUUUUCAUUUCGAGUGUCCGUAUUUACCUAAAUAAUUAUUUUCAAACUAUAAUGAUUUCUGAAGUUAUUGUAAAUUGUUAUUUUUCUUUCGCUCUGGCUCUAAAAGAAACAUACCUAAUUCGCAAGUCGAAUAUUUGUAGCACAUUGAUCAAUAUAUCAUUGUUAUUGUAAUGGUAAUUUAAGGUACGCAUGUAUUUUAUAAUAAAUUUUUUAUAAAGUG
Molecule: messenger RNA, 3099 nt
Organism: Planococcus citri (citrus mealybug)
Lineage: Eukaryota; Metazoa; Arthropoda; Insecta; Hemiptera; Pseudococcidae
Gene: Ndf
Product: Nucleosome-destabilizing factor
Exons: 12
Coding region: 117-1637 (506 amino acids)
Molecular function (GO): NAD binding; NADP binding; oxidoreductase activity, acting on the CH-OH group of donors, NAD or NADP as acceptor
Source: RefSeq, a predicted model, not a curated record